AUGAACAUUUCUGCAAGAAGUUCGAAGCUUCAGGGUCUGCGGCCUGCGGCUCUUCAGGUGAACAAGAGCUCUUCAAAGAUUAUGAAGAAGAAGAAUAAUAGUAGUCAUGUUGAAAGAGUAAAAUCUCCUGUGGUGGUAUAUUUGGUGUCUCCAAAGAUUAUUCAUGUAAGAGGUGAAGAAUUCAAGGGGCUCGUGCAGCGGCUUACCGGGAAACAAGCAUCUUCAGAAGCUACUGUAAAGGAAAAAGAUAAUAAGCAGGGCAGUGGUGGAGUGAAUUAUGAAGAUGUAAAUACUCUUCCAGGCAAUUUAGCUGCUGCAUAA
Messenger RNA from Mangifera indica (mango), 321 nucleotides. RefSeq names its product VQ motif-containing protein 8, chloroplastic-like. The transcript has a single exon. The record is from RefSeq and is a predicted model, not a curated record. Gene Ontology annotation, cellular component: nucleus. The coding region runs from base 1 to 321 and encodes 106 amino acids. Lineage: Eukaryota; Viridiplantae; Streptophyta; Magnoliopsida; Sapindales; Anacardiaceae.